Messenger RNA from Ochotona princeps (American pika), 2897 nucleotides. RefSeq names its product phosphodiesterase 8A (gene PDE8A). The record is from RefSeq and is a predicted model, not a curated record. Bases 303 to 2888 code for a protein of 861 amino acids. Gene Ontology annotation, molecular function: 3',5'-cyclic-AMP phosphodiesterase activity. Gene Ontology annotation, biological process: signal transduction; regulation of DNA-templated transcription; positive regulation of ERK1 and ERK2 cascade. NCBI's taxonomy places the organism in Eukaryota, Metazoa, Chordata, Mammalia, Lagomorpha, Ochotonidae. The transcript has 22 exons.
CGAGCGGAGCGAUGUGAGGGAGGCGGCCGGCGGCUCCCGCCUCAGGAAGGGCAUGUUCGGAGGGGUGGCCGCGGUGCGCCGCCCGCCUCAACGCCCCCUCUCCGCCACUGCCGCCGCCGCCGCGCCCGCACCGUGAUAAAAGGGGCGGCCGCACUUCCUGACGCGAGACCCGCGCUCGCCGCCGCCGCCGCCCGCCCAGGCGGCGAUGACACGGCGCCCGCGGCCGUCCCGAGGCGCCGGGCGGGCCGUUUGCUGACCGGAUCGCGGCUGCCCGCCAGCGUGUCCGCCGCGCCGCCGCCAGCAUGGGCUGCGCCCCGAGCAUCCACGUCUCCGAGGACCGGCCGGUGUACCAGGGCGGCAAAGAGGCCGGGGACGCGCCGGGCCCCGCGGCGGCGCCUCCGUCGUCCGGCGAGCCGCGCCUCCCCCUGGGCCCCAAGACAGCAGCCGUCCAGCCGGGGACCCGCGGCACCCCCAGCCUCGUGGAGUCCGAGCCUCGCGACGGCAGCAGCAAGAAGGUAGCAAUAGCUGAUGUGCAGUUUGGCCCCAUGAGAUUUCAUCAAGAUCAGCUUCAGGUACUUUUAGUGUUUACCAAAGAAGAUAGCCAGUGUAAUGGAUUCUGCAGGGCGUGUGAAAAAGCAGGGUUUAAAUGUACGGUCACUAAGGAGGCCCAGGCCGUCCUGGCCUGUUUCCUGGACAAGCAUCAUGAUAUCAUCAUCAUAGACCACAGGAACCCGCGGCAGCUGGAUGCGGAGGCGCUGUGCAGGUCUAUCAGAUCAUCAAAACUCUCAGAAAACACGGUUAUUGUUGGCGUCGUACGCAGGGCGGAUAAGGAGGAGCUGUCUGUCAUGCCCUUGAUUGCCGCUGGCUUCACCAGGAGGUACGUAGAGAACCCCAACAUCACGGCCUGCUACAACGAGCUGCUGCAGCUGGAGUUUGGAGAGGUGCGGUCACAGCUAAAACUCAGGGCUUGUAACUCAAUAUUCACUGCGUUAGAGAAAAGCCAAGAAGCCAUUGAAAUCACAAGUGAAGACCACAUUAUACAGUAUGCAAAUCCUGCAUUUGAAACAACAAUGGGCUAUCAGUCGGGUGAAUUAAUAGGGAAGGAAUUAGCAGAAGUGCCUAUAAAUGAGAAAAAGGCCGACUUGCUGGAUACUAUAAAUUCAUGCAUCAGGAUAGGCAAGGAAUGGCAAGGAAUUCACUAUGCCAAAAAGAAAAAUGGAGAUAAUAUACAACAAAAUGUGAAGAUAAUACCUGUUGUUGGACAGGGAGGAAAAAUUAGACACUAUGUGUCCAUUAUCAGAAUGUGCAACGGCAACAACAAGGCUGAGAAAAUACCUGAAGUUGUUCAGUCUGAAACUCCAGCAGAUAACCAGACGGGCAAGCACCGAGACAGGAGGAAAGGCUCCCUGGACGUCCGAGCUCUCGCUUCGCGGACAAACGAAGUGUCCAGCCAGCGACGCCACUCCUCCAUGGCCCGCAUCCAUUCCAUGACGAUCGAGGCGCCCAUCACCAAGGUGAUCAAUAUCAUCAAUGCAGCGCAGGAAAGCAGCCCCGUGCCUGUGACAGAAGCCUUGGACCGUGUGUUGGAAAUCCUGAGAACCACUGAACUGUAUUCUCCCCAGUUUGGCGUUAAGGAUGACGACCCCCAUGCCAAUGACCUUGUUGGGGGCUUAAUGUCUGAUGGUUUGCGGAGGCUGUCGGGGAAUGAAUACGUCCUUUCAUCCAAAAGCCUCUCCCAGGUUUCCAGCAGCAUGAUCGCUCCCACCACCCUGCACGACAUCCCCCCGCGGAUAGCUCGGGCCAUGGAAGAUGAGGAAACCUGGGACUUCAACAUUUUUGAACUGGAGGCUGCCACCCAGAACAGGCCUUUGAUUUACCUUGGUCUCAAAACUUUUGCUCGCUUUGGAAUCUGUGAAUUCUUAAACUGCUCAGAGUCAACGCUGAGAUCAUGGCUACAGAUCAUUGAAGCCAAUUACCACUCCUCCAACCCCUACCACAACUCGACGCAUUCCGCCGACGUGCUGCACGCCACCGCCUACUUCCUCUCCAAGGAGCGUGUCAAGACCUCUUGUUUUCAGAAAACUUUAGAUCCGAUCGAUGAGGUGGCUGCCCUCAUUGCUGCCACAAUUCACGAUGUGGACCACCCUGGGAGGACCAACUCCUUCCUGUGCAACGCCGGGAGCGAGCUGGCCGUCCUGUACAAUGACAUCGCCGUGCUGGAGAGCCACCACUCGGCCUUGGCCUUCCAGCUGACCAUGGGAGAUGACAAGUGCAACAUCUUUAAAAACAUGGAGAGGAAUGAUUACCGGACACUACGCCAGGGAAUUGUCGACAUGGUGCUGGCCACAGAGAUGACGAAGCACUUCGAGCACGUCAACAAAUUUGUCAACAGCAUCAACAAGCCCUUGGCAGCCCUGGAAGAAGCUGGGGAGACUGAGAAAGACCAUGAGGCUAUCAACGCCAUGCUCAGAACUCCAGAGAACCGAAUCCUAAUCAAACGGAUGCUGAUCAAGUGUGCCGACGUGUCCAACCCCUGCCGGCCGCUGGACUACUGCAUCGAGUGGGCCGCACGCAUUUCAGAAGAGUACUUUGCUCAGACGGAUGAAGAGAAGCGGCUGGGCUUGCCCGUGGUGAUGCCGGUGUUCGACCGGAAUACCUGCAGCAUCCCCAAGUCCCAGAUCUCCUUCAUCGACUACUUCAUCACCGACAUGUUCGACGCCUGGGACGCCUUUGUCGACCUCCCGGGUCUCAUGCAGCACCUGGACAACAACUUCAAGUACUGGAAAGGACUGGACGAGAUGAAGCUGCUGAGUCUGCGGCCUCCCCGGGAGAGUGAGCAGGGGCUCCCUGAGGACGAGCCAGGGGCCGGGACAGGCCUGGGCCCCUGAGCCCGCGGC